Molecule: messenger RNA, 1335 nt
Organism: Opisthocomus hoazin
Lineage: Eukaryota; Metazoa; Chordata; Aves; Opisthocomiformes; Opisthocomidae
Source: RefSeq, a predicted model, not a curated record
AUGGACCUGUCCUACAGAUCACCCAUCUCCAUCUNACAGAGUAUCCUGGAGCAGUUCAACCCCGCGCUGGAGAAUCUGGUGUACCUGGGGAACAACUACCUGCGUGCCUUCCACGCGUUAUCCAAAGCGGCCGAAGUGUAUUUUAAGGCAAUCGAGAAGAUUGGAGAGCAAGCGCUGCAGAGCUCCACCUCACAUGUGCUGGGUGAAAUUCUGAUGCAGAUGUCUGACGCGCAGCGACUCCUGAGCUCUGACUUGGAAGUUGUGGCUCAGACCUUCCACGUGGACCUGCUGCAGCACAUGGAGAAGAACACCAAAAUGGAUGUGCAGUUCAUCAGUGAAAGCCAGAAGCAGUAUGAGCUGGAGUACCAGCGCAGAGCCACCAACCUGGAUAAGUGCAUGGCAGAACUGUGGAGAAUGGAGAGGGCCCGUGAUAAAAAUGUCCGGGAGAUGAAGGAGAACGUGAUGCGACUGCGCUCGGAGAUGCAGGCGUUCGUCUCUGAGAGCCAGCGGGAGGCUGAGCUGGAGGAGAAACGCCGCUACCGCUUCCUGGCUGAAAAGCACCAGAUGCUCUACAACACUCUCCUCCAGUUCUACGGCAGGCCCCAGAGACCCCUUGGGGACUUUGCUUCUCCUAUGACUGGGAGCAGAUCCAGCGUCUUCUCUCCAGAGCCUCCAGAAAUGAUGCUGUCUCCUCAACCAGAGCCCCAGAGGCGGCCGCUGCGGAGGACACCAUCAGCCAGUUUGCUCCCAACUGGCCGUACCUCCCGUUCGGGUUCCUUCGGCGAGGCCAGCAGCGGCGGCGAAGGCAGGAGGAGGAGCGGCAUGGCAAGAGUGCAGGCUAUUGUGCCUCACGCCACGGGCGCCAACCGGACCCUGCUGCGCUUUGACCCUGGGGAUGUCAUCACGGUGCUGAUGCCGGACGCGCAGAACGGCUGGCUGUAUGGCAAGCUGGAGGGCUCGUCCACAUGCGGCUGGUUCCCCGAAGCUUAUGUCAAGCCUCUGGAGGAUGCGAGGGAGAUGGAGGAGCCAGCCAUCAGGUCCUUCCCACUGCGAAGCAGUCACAGUAUGGAUGACAUUCUGGACCGUCCCAGCACUCCUUCCUCUAGCAAUUACUGGCCUGCUGCUGCCCAGCCCAGUUUGCCGAACCCAGCUCCCCUCUCAGUGGGUCCUAGCAGUCACCAGAGUGGGGUGGCCACCCUGGUCAGUUCUGGCUCCAAGAAACUGGGCGCAUUUGAGCAGCCCCCUGAACUCUUCCCACGAGGUACCAACCCCUUCGCCACAGUCAAGCUUCGUCCCACGGUCACCAACGACCGCUCGGCACCCAUCAUCCGAUGA